CAGUUGGGUGGGUGUGCGAGUCAAACUCACGUACUUUCACGCCCCGAGGUUAAGUUCGAAGUUCUCGGUAUUUCGCAUGAGUACAUUUAAAUGUUAGAAUCCAUGGAUUGUACAAAUGAUGCUUCAUCGCAGCCUACCUUAUAUGAUAUACUUGGUUGCCCACAAGACUCAUCAACAGAAAAGUUGAAGGAAGCUUAUCAUUCUUUGAUCUUAAAGCAUCACCCAGAUAAAAAUUCAGAUACAGACACUUCAACAUUCCACAACAUUCAACGAGCGUGGGAUAUUCUCAGCAAUCCUGAGCAGCGUAAAGAAUAUGAUAUAAAAAUAGCACAGGCUGAUUUUGAUUCUGAAAGUGUUCUUAUUUUUGCUAAGAUAAACUCAACGGAACUAGAACCUACUGAAGAUAGCGAAAUACUUUCAUAUCCUUGUCGUUGUGGAAGUAAUUACCAGGUACAUAUAGAUGAUUUGCUAGAGAAAAAUUGUGUAUUACAUAUUCCUUGCGAAGACUGUACUUUUGUUAUAAUUGUUGAUACGUAA
Messenger RNA from Trichogramma pretiosum, 537 nucleotides. RefSeq names its product dnaJ homolog subfamily C member 24-like. The coding region runs from base 91 to 537 and encodes 148 amino acids. The transcript has 2 exons. The record is from RefSeq and is a predicted model, not a curated record. Gene Ontology annotation, molecular function: ATPase activator activity; ferrous iron binding. Gene Ontology annotation, biological process: positive regulation of ATP-dependent activity. Lineage: Eukaryota; Metazoa; Arthropoda; Insecta; Hymenoptera; Trichogrammatidae.